UCGAACCCGUUGUUGAUUGGCUGGUGUUGGUCGGUUCCUCGGCAAAAGGCAGCCCCAACUGGAGACCCAUGAUCAUUACGUCGUUUGGAUUGGUUUGAGGCACACCUCGGUUCGUCGCUCAUAUGCCUUUGGCCACUGCAGCAGAGAUUUGUACAAGUGCCAAUCAGCCGGAAUCGGAAUCAGUGAUCUGGAGCAGGAAUUGGUGAUCGCCGCAUCAGUAACGAAGUAACAAAACAAAACAAAAACAACGAAAUGAAACCCUUCGGAAGUCGGAGUAACCUAGCGGUGGUGGUGACAUUAGUGUUCUGCAUCGGAGCCACCUUGGCCGCACCCAGUGUCCGAGUGAAACGGGACGAGGAGACACUGGCCGUUGCUGAGUCCGGUGCAAACCCCAUUGCAUCCGAGGACCUCUCCCUCAGCAACGAUCUCGAUAGGGACAAGCGAAAGGUGCCAUCCGACCCGAAGUGGGAAGCCAAGAACGCCAUCUUAGGAUUUGUUUUCGGAAAAAUCAACUCGCUGAUCGACGCCAAAACGAGAUUCGUGGACAAACUGGACCAGGCCAACAUCGAGAAGAACAAGCAGUACCACAUCGAAUCACCGAAACCGAUCACCAGCUUCCAGACCCUUGUGUCCUCGGUCAUCACGCCCAAGGUUCAGUUCAUUACCGGUAAGAUUGGAUCGCUCAGUGGCAGCCUACUGGGGGGAUCAUCCGGUGGAAGUUCCGGCGGAAGCGACGAACACGGAAACGGAAGUCCGGCUGCGCCAGGACUGGGUGGGGUUGUUUCCUCGCUGCUGAAACUUUCCGGCCCGAUCCUUUCCGGAUCUUCCGGUGGCGGCAACGGCGGAUCCAAUUCGGUGUCCCUUGGCGAUCACGAUGAUGAUGAUGAGGCGAGCAAACAGGCCAACCAAGCGUUGAAGGAUGCUAUCAACCCAACGCGUCCCCCAGUAACUUCAACGACCGACGAUACGCCCGAUUUCGACCGACAGAAGGUUUCUCUCCAGGUACCGGACGCACUUUUCGGUAGCUCAUUCAGUCUUGUAACCAACAUUUCCACUCGUGUUGGAAACUUAAUUAUGAACACGGCACGGCGCACUGGGGAGUUUCUGUGGGUCCUACAGCCGCUAGUGGGUAACAAUCUGUCGAUUGAGAUCCCAACAACAACAACGACAACCACAACUCCAAGAACUACAACGACGACAACCAGGGCAACAACAACAACAACCACAACGACGACAUCGAAUUCGGUGCAAACCAACGAAAUUAAGUGAUCUCGAACACUAAAUACACCCUACCUAACUCAGAUACGUAUCGAUCAAAACUAUUUAGCACUGCCAAUGAUGAAUGACUUUUGGAAUAAUUUAGAUAAAUAGAAAAGGUGGGAAAAUUUCAUUGGUGCAACGAAUAGAGUUUUGGUUCCAGGUUUUCCGUUCUUUUUUCGGCUUUUACCUAUUUAUUGCCUAGUUUAAGCACGAUUCUAUUGAUCCUGUGA
This is a messenger RNA of Uranotaenia lowii, 1490 nucleotides long. RefSeq lists its product as uncharacterized. The transcript has 6 exons. The record is from RefSeq and is a predicted model, not a curated record. Bases 253 to 1269 code for a protein of 338 amino acids. NCBI's taxonomy places the organism in Eukaryota, Metazoa, Arthropoda, Insecta, Diptera, Culicidae.